Molecule: messenger RNA, 1587 nt
Organism: Saxophila tyrrhenica
Lineage: Eukaryota; Fungi; Ascomycota; Dothideomycetes; Mycosphaerellales; Extremaceae
Exons: 2
Coding region: 1-1587 (528 amino acids)
Biological process (GO): magnesium ion transport
Cellular component (GO): membrane
Molecular function (GO): magnesium ion transmembrane transporter activity
Source: RefSeq, a predicted model, not a curated record
AUGGCAGACGCAUCGCCGGGCGCUCUGGUAGCGCUGGGCAUCAUCGUCGGCCUCCUCUCGACAUGCGUGCAGUCCGUCGGCCUCACGCUGCAGCGCAAGUCGCACAUGGAAGAGGACGAGAAAGAGGACUACCUGCCGCGACGUCCGCCGUACCGACGCAGACGAUGGCAAGUCGGCAUGUUCCUGUUCCUGAUCGCCAACAUUAUUGGCAGCUCGAUCCAAAUCACCACCCUCCCGCUUCCGCUGCUGAGCACCUUACAGGCCAGUGGACUGGUCUUUAACUCGCUGCUCGCGAGUCUGCUAUUGAAAGAGCCUUGGACAUGGCGGACGGGAUACGGGACGGUAUUGGUUGCGGCCGGCGCGGUGUUGAUCAGCUUCUUCUCGGCCCUGCCAGAGCCGAGUCACAGCCUCUCACAAUUAUUGGAGCUGCUACAUACACGUGGCUUCCUGCUCUGGUUCAUCUUAUCUCUGGUCUUCGUACUCGGCGUCUUGGUUACGGAUUUCUGUCUACGGAAGUGCAUAGCGCCGCACCGAAGGGACAGCGCGCGGAUACGCUUGGUUAGAGGCAUGAGCUAUGGCAUGGUCUCCGGCAUACUCUCAGCGCAUGCUCUGCUGCUGGCGAAGAGCGCUGUUGAGCUCAUCGUUCGCAGCAUCGCGGACAAGGUCAACCAGUUCAGCGGAUACCAGUCUUGGCUACUGCUUGUCGCAUUCUUGGUUCUGGCGCUGUCGCAGCUCUACUACCUACAUCUGGGCCUCAAGCUUAUAUCAACAAGCGUUCUUUAUCCCUUCGUGUUCUGCAUAUACAACAUUGUGGCUAUCCUCGACGGCUUAAUCUACUUCCGCCAAAUGGAUCGCCUUCCUGUCUUGCACGCAUGCCUCAUUGCAUUGGGCACAGUCGUAUUGCUCACUGGCGUGCUUGCGCUUAGCUGGCGCCUCGAAGAUCACGAGGAGGACGCCGACCAGCCGCACAUGGCCCAAGCCGAUAUUCCGCAAACCCUCCUCACGCCUGGACUGGGCUUUGCAGGAGAUCCAGAUGACGAUACCAACGAGUCCGCCAUUCCGUCCGACGACGAAUUUGAGAGCGAAGCCGAGUCAAGUGCACUGCUCGGCAAGAGUCGCGGCCACGCCCGAAGCACCACUUCGAUGUCGGCCCAUGGCCGCCGCAAACGUGCGCACACGCUGAAAGAUCUCAGUCAGAUCUGGAAGGAACUUGGUGACGAUGCUGAGGGUGCGUAUGGCACCUUCCAAUCUGAUGAGCACGCCGCAUCACCCCCAAAGAACGGAAGGCCGGUGAGCGCCGGGCAUCAGCGACAGCGACAAAGGCGACGGUCAAGCGGUGGUAGGAAUCUCGAGGAUGGCGUUCCGGACAACAUCGGCGCCCUGAAGCGGGCGAAAACUGUGCCCUCGCAGCGUAAGGGCAGGAGUGUGAGCGGGGGCGCGCUCUUUUCGGAUCUGUUGAAGAGAGAGUGGUGGCGAGGCAAGAGGAAGGAGGAAGGUGAACUUGAGGAUGAUGACGAGGAGGAUGGCGACGAUGAAGCUGGUCCAUCUUCCAGCAGAGGUCAUGAUGGCAGGGAGGAGAGGAGAUAG